Messenger RNA from Siniperca chuatsi (mandarin fish), 5035 nucleotides. Its product is annotated as nuclear receptor subfamily 2 group F member 6-like. Gene Ontology annotation, molecular function: zinc ion binding; nuclear receptor activity; RNA polymerase II cis-regulatory region sequence-specific DNA binding. The transcript is spliced from 5 exons. NCBI's taxonomy places the organism in Eukaryota, Metazoa, Chordata, Actinopteri, Centrarchiformes, Sinipercidae. Bases 1666 to 2886 code for a protein of 406 amino acids. Gene Ontology annotation, biological process: cell differentiation; negative regulation of transcription by RNA polymerase II; anatomical structure development. The record is from RefSeq and is a predicted model, not a curated record.
CAAAUCCCUCAGCACACAGACACAAGCUCACUCUCCCUAAAGGAGGGAGUGAGGCAGAGACACAGAGAGGGGAUUGAGAGGAACAGGAGAGGAGGCUAUCUCUGGGCUGCUCUCGUCUGCAGCGUCUGGCUUUCACUUAAAGGUCUAUGACUGUGUUUUUCCUGUGCUUGUUUGCCUAAUUUAUUCCUGCCGGGGCCAGCAGAAAGAAAGGCGGAAAAGGAAGAAAAAAAAAAAAGGACGGGCAGUAUAGUAAAGAGUGCAACAGUACACCCUGACUUGCUGACAGGGAAUGCAGAGAGGUUCUGGCCUCUGGUUGUUACUGCUGGAUGGACAAGCACUGACAAAACAAGAGAAGGAAGAGCGAGACAACACUUUGUGGAGCUGAGAGUGGAGGCGCAACUGCGACUAAGGAGAUUUCUCAACUCUGCUUUUGGCUUGUUUUUUCUGUGACAUUUGAGCCUCUGACACCACAGACUCUGAAGAGUUGGAGGACCCACAAGAAAACAUAAUUUCACCACUGACACAAAAGAGGAGGAUUUAUUUGAUUAACUUUGUUGCUGCAGAGACCACAGAGACAUUGUUCUAGGAGUGAAAGAAGUGUAUUGUCUUUCUCACCACUUCUUAUUUUAAUAUCAAGUGUGGAAUCAGUUUCAGCUGGAACUGUUUGGUUAUUUAUAAGGCACAAAGGUGUUCCUGAUCUAAAAUACUUAUUGUAUAUAAAAGCUGAAGGGGCACUGUGGCCAUCUCCUCUCAGAAUACCAAAGAAAGAAAAUCCAAUUUCCAAAACUCCCCAUAAGUCUUGUUUUUCUUUUGGGACAUAAAUGAGCAUUUCCAGACCAAAAUCUUAUCCUAUUUUUCCUCUUCAUCACUAUCACCUCUGCUUCUGUAACAGCCUCGACAAGUCAAGAGUGAGUCUGGACUAGAACUGUCUCAGAUCACCAGAUAACUCUUCUGCAUGGCAGGAACUGGUUGGACUAGUUUAUAAGUUGGAGGAGAGGGCAGGGCAGUUUAACCCUGCCUGAAGGAGAGCUGUGUUUUAUUUUCCUCCCACUUGCUUGUCCUUCUGGGAGAAAGUCGUGCACUGAGAGAGGGGCAGAGCUUCUUGUUCAUUUGAAAGCGACUCUGUUUUGUCCCUCGUCACUAUGCUUAGGGAUAGGUGAGGUGUUUUUUUUUUUAUUAUUUCUUCCAGGAGGCAAACGGAGAGAGAAAGUGACAGGGAGUGAGAAACAGUCUAAGUGUAAUUUAUUGUUUCCUGUGAAAAGAGCAAGGCUGCACCCUUUUCUUCUGCCUGAACUCUGAACCACUCCACUCUGAAGUUUUCUCAGACCUUGGGAGCCAUUGAUCGGAGGUCAGGGCAGAGAACACAGGGGUGAAAGACAAGAACAGAGAGAGCAGAGGGAUUAAAGUAGAGAGAAAGAAAACAGCACUGGGAAGGACCUCCAGGUCAUUACAACCAGACGGCAAAGGGGAGAAAGGUCAACACAGUCCGGGACAACUUUUUAUCCCACUUUUAGAUCUUCUUGAACAAAACCUGCCUUUAAUACAAGCCUGGAGUCACUGUUUUCUUGUCUGGAAUCAGUUUUUAGACUUUGAGGGUAGUUGGAAGCUGCGGGACAGGGCGGGUCUGUGUAUGAUCCACUCACAGGGCAGCGUGUCUCAGAGAAUAUGGCCAUGGUGAGCGGGGGAUGGGGCAACCCCAACGGGGACACUAAUGGACUGGGGGAGAAGGCUUACCUGAGAAGGGAAGAAGAGGAGAGCUCGCCUCAGGCCGGGAGCAGCGAUGUGGACGUCGGGGACGAGGACAAGGCCUGCGUGGUGGACUGUGUGGUGUGCGGGGACAAGUCCAGUGGGAAGCACUACGGCGUGUUCACCUGCGAGGGGUGCAAGAGCUUCUUUAAGAGGAGCAUCAGACGAAACCUCAACUACUCCUGCAGAUCAAAUCGAGAAUGCCAAAUCGACCAGCAUCACCGCAACCAGUGCCAAUACUGUCGUCUGAAGAAAUGUUUCCGUGUUGGAAUGCGCAAAGAAGCAGUCCAGAGGGGUCGAAUCCCUCCAUCUCACCCAGGUAUCAGUCCAAACUCCCUGGCAGGUGGGAUUGGAGGUGCAAUUCCAGGUCACAUUGGGGCGGACUACUUCAACGGGCAGCCGGUGUCAGAGCUCAUCUCCCAGCUCCUUCGGGCCGAGCCGUACCCCAAUAGCCGCUACGGGGCCCCGUAUAGUCAGGCACAGAUGCAGGCAUCUGCGAGCGGAGCCUCUGUCAUGGGCAUCGACAGCAUCUGUGAGCUGGCCGCCAGGCUGCUUUUCAGCACCAUUGAGUGGGCCAGAAACAUCCCAUACUUCCCAGAUCUACCAGUCUCAGAGCAGGUGGCGUUGCUGAGGCUGAGCUGGAGCGAGCUGUUUAUCCUGAACGCAGCUCAGUCUGCUUUGCCUAUACAUAUGGCUCCUCUGCUGGCAGCUGCCGGGUUUCACUCGUCGCCCAUGUCUGCUGAGCGUGUUGUGUCCUUCAUGGACCAGGUCAGAGUUUUCCAGGACCAGGUGGACAAGCUGAACAGGUUGCAGGUGGAUACAGCUGAGUACAGCUGCCUCAAAGCCAUUGCACUCUUUUCACCUGAUGCAUGUGGUCUGACAGACCCAGCCCAUGUGGAGUCCCUGCAGGAGAAGGCCCAGGUCGCCCUAACAGAGUACGAGAGGUUGCAGUACCCCAACCAGCCUCAGCGCUUCGGCCGUUUACUGCUGCGCCUCCCUGCUCUCCGUGCCGUGCCAGCCAAUCUCAUCUCCCAGCUCUUCUUUAUGCGCCUUGUGGGCAAGACACCCAUCGAGACACUGAUCCGAGACAUGCAGCUAUCAGGGAGCUCCAUCAGCUGGCCCUACGCACCGGGACAGUGAACCCAGCUGAGUGAGACGGACUGAGAUCAGAUUGGGAGGAAUCAGAGCUCACAAAGAUUACAUACAAGUUCAAACUGAAUGUUAUGAAUGCAAACUGGGACCUCAGAAGUUUAAGGCCCUGUUUGUGAGUGUAGAGGUCAGCUUUUCCCACAUUAGCUCUGUAAAGUUUGGUGGAAGUCACACCAAAGCUGCUUUCAGGGAAGCAAAAAAUGUGUAAUUGUCUUUAUAUGUGUUUGCAGCACUUGUCAGUUUAGCUCUGACCUCCGUCUGAUCUCUCUCUGUCUCAUUCAACAUGAGGCCAUGUGCCUGUACUACCUCCUCCCAUAUCACCCCUCAUGUGACUCAGUUUGAACCCAGGCUCUGUGUGUUUUCCCUCUUCUUCAUUUUCUAAGUCAAAAUGAAGCCAUAGCAGUGCCACUUUUAUAGUUCAGAGCUGGCCUACAGUGGCAGAUUCAGAGCUUUAUAUCGUCACAGCUGGGAAAUGUUGUGGAGAUCAUAUCCAAGUUGUGUCAUGUUUUAUAUGUGGGAUGACUGCAUAGUAUCACCUUGUACAGCAUUAAAACAAAGAAGAGGCAUGGGCAUUGUAGUGUAUAUUGUACUACAUAAAGUACUGUAUAUACAAGACAUAUUUUGUAUGUUAUAAGGAAUAGUUCAACAUUUUGGGGAAUAUGCUUAUUUGCUUUCUUGCAGAGUUAGAUGAGAGGAUUGAUUCCAUGUACACGUCUGUAUGGUAAAUAUGAAGUUACAGCCAGCAGCUGGUUAGCUUAGCUUAGCAUAAGGAUAGGGGGAAACAUCUAGUCUGUCCAAAGGUAACAAAAUCCACCUGCCAACACCUCCAAAGCUCACUUAUUAACAAGUUGUAUCUCCUUUGUUUAAUCCAUACAAAAACUAAAGUGUAAAAACAACAUGUUUUGGAAUAUACAUGGAAUAUUUCUUGCCCGGGACCGGUAACUUCCUGGAGUCUCCACUGAUUGCAACGGAUUCAACAAAUGAAAUAUAAUUAGUUAAUUAGUAAGUUUUAGAGGCCCUGGUAGGCAGAUUUUGUUACCGUUUGACAAAGCCAGGCUAGCUGUUACCCCUGUUCCGAGUCUUUAUGCUAAGCUAAGCUAACCAGCUGCUGGUUCCAGAUUCAUGUUUACUGGACUCUCGGCAAGAAAGUGAAUAAGCGUAUUUCCAAAAUGUUGACCUAUUCCUUUAAUAUAGUAUAUAGUACAUUAAUGUUCUUGUAAUAGUAAUCGACAGGAAGUGGAGGUGAAUGUAUGUAAACACACCCUGGCUCCUCAGACAGUCACAUCCCUGUCAAACAUUAUUACCUCGUGUUUUAUACAUCAAAGACAAAGAUUGUUUAUUCAUGUGUGUGCUAAAGAUAAAUAUAAAGGGAUCAAGGUAUCUUUAUCACAUAAACUAUGAACAGUAAUAUUCCCCUACAGACCUGCCUGUCCACCAGACUGGCCAAAAUAUAUUUGAGAAUGUUGUUUGAAUGUUUUGAAAUGUUAUGCUUGAUGUAAACUUUGGGUGUCAAGUUUGACAUAUCCAGAAAGCUACACUGAGUCGAGUGACCUUUGCUUUUCUGAUUAAUCUCUGCAAACUAGAGACCGUUUCCUUUGGUAGUUCUUUUUUUUUUCAUAUUUGUGGUCCCCUUUUAAAAGCAGUUUGUUAAAGCACAGCCCAAUGGACAGAGGUCACUUUCAGAUAAUUAUUGUGCUUAUGCAAGGUACUCUAAGUGUUGUAAAGGUUAUGGUGUUUGUUGGUACUGAGAUAAAGGGUACUAAGUGGUCACAUUCAUGCAUGUUAUUGUCAUUGCAGCUCAAUGUGACAAAUGUUUUUCUUGCAAAAUUAAGUGACUGAAAGAAAAGACAAUGUAGGGAUAAACAUGUGUUUUUGGAAUGUAUUUUUGUAUUACCUGUUAUUAUAUAUAAAAAAAGGCAACAAUGGUCAUGAUCCCUGAGGCUGUCAAACAACUUCAUCAACAGCUCAUCAUGCUGUCUGUGAAUCACUUUGUGUUAUUUGUUGGAAUAUAGUGAUUUGACUGUGUAGCUUUACUUUCAAAAGAAGCAUAUUUCUAUGAUAAUGUCAAACCUAAAAAUGCAGAAGUUCAUAUGGCUGACUGGUAAUUUUUGCAUUACUAGAAAUAAAAGUAUGCACAUUC